AUUGUUUUUCUCUCUGCGAUAUAGCUGGUCAGGCGUACACCCUUCCAGGACAAGUUCAAGAACCCAAGAGGGGACACAUCCUACUUGGCCCAGGGCGUCGGGGUUGUCUCUAAGCGCCGGGACGCACUGCUGGCGCAAGGUCAGCCACUGGGGCUGGCGGGCAGGCCUGGAGCCCGAGUACACCUGCAUCUUGGCAUUCACUCUGCGUCCCGAGGAACCAGCUUCCUCCUGGAACGUCGGUGCAGAGAGUGCCAUUUCUGUGGCUGGGCGGUCUUGGACUCAAAGGCGGAGAGCAGAUCGUAGUUGGCCUGCAUCCAGGGCUCUGCGAGGUCCCACAGCUCUGAGAAGCCGAGGCUGAGCACGGUUUUCCGCCCGGAGGAAUCAGCACGGGCCGCCUGUAGCCCCUCGGAGUGGCUUUCCUUGACAGGAGGCAAUUCCUGAGGCGAAGCCCAGGACUCACGAGUGUCCUUGGAAUGGUUUGCUCUGCGUUGUUGAUCUCCACGUGCGGUGCUGGAAGAUUUCACAGUCCUUCUCUCUUUCUUUUGCAACUGGUCGUAGGUGAGGUAUUGUUCAAAUGACAGAGCGGGCCGCUCAGAUUCCUCAGCCCCCUCUCCCUCGUCCACCUCGGAGAGGGAGCCCACGGAUAUUGCGUCCAAAUGAGCAGUCGGUGGCUUCCCCUCUUGAGUCUCUGGGUCGCUGGAAAGCUGCUGUUUGACCCCGGGGGACAGGCCGUGUGUCCCCUGUCGUGGGUCCGGGUCGUCCAGACCUGCCUCUCCUUGUGUGAGUGUCUGUGCCUAGGCCUAUCCAGGUGGCCGUCUGGAGCCACGGCCCAGGCGGGGAGACGUUGGCCACUGUCGCCGGGGAUCCCUCCUUCCUUAUGUGUCCCGGCGCUAGCAGAGUGGUCUGUCCCUGGCCCUUUCCCGGGAGGGUGGCCUUGGGGUUUCCCCUCUGGCGCAGGCUUGGGAGGAUGUCUCCCUGAUGGAAGCGGGAGACUGCUGAUGGCCCUGGGCACCCACGGGGCGUUCUCCUUGGCGGGAGGAUUUAUGCCCCCUUGCUGUGGCCCCUAACUGUUUCGAUCUGGGGUUGGACCUGGCAGCCUCUAGGGAGCAGAGGCCUGCCCUGAGCAGUGUCAGCCUGGCCUCUUCCGGCUUGCUGCCCGGGCUCCGGGCCCUGGGUCAUCGGGAGAGGUCCGGUGCGCCCUGAGGGAAGGGCCGGUUUGGGGCGGAAAUCAGCUGGGGCAAUUCUGGGGCGAUUUCUCUUGGCUCGGUCUGGGCUACUGAGGGAGCUUCCCUGAGAUCUCCGGAGCCCCGUAGGUGUUGUGUGUGCUGUAUGUCUGUGCCCCAGGCUGUGAGGUCGUCGCCUGGGGGCCAUCCCGUUUUCGGGGAAGCCCCAGGCCUUUUCUUGGUCCUGAAGACCCUCCCCGAAGCGCUUUCGGGAAGAGCUCUCCUCACGGUCCUGUGGGUCCGGCCUGGGCCUGGUGUUUGGGUCCACAGGAAGCAGCUUCUUUACCGGGCUGCUAAGUCUCUGGCAAAGUCCCACGUGCUGGUGCUUCCGCAGGCUCUUUACCGUCUUUCGGAUUCCUGUCUCCGCCAGGAUGUCUGCAGUCAUGGGCAAGGCGGAGAGUUUCUGCAGGUAUUUUCCUACUUUCUUCGGGUCCGUCUUAGUGGCCAGACGCACCUGCAGCUUCUCCACUGCGUGCAGCGUAGUCGAGCCUACCUCCAUCUCACUAGAUCUCUGCAGGUGUCGAUGUCUCGGCUGCCAUGGCUCUGUCCUCGACACAGGGGGAUGCAGUGUCUCGGUCGCCGGUCCUCCCUCGCUGCCCGGAUUGACCUCCCAGGUGCCCUUGCCUACAGGGAUUCAAGCGCAUUUGCAAGAGAGCGUUCUGAUAGAGCCAGCCCCAGGCCUGCGCAUGUCUGAAGCCCCGACUUCCUUAGUUCCUGGGCUGCCGUGCCCCCAUUGGAAUUCAUUCUUCAGCACAAUGCAGCCAUUCUGGAGGCCACUGUUCAGGUGGACUGCUGUGCCCCAGAUGUUGGUUAGGUUAGUUUCACUCUCAGCUAUCCCCAACGAGUUCGACCAUUGUGCCUCCAUGUUCGCAGGUUGCACAUCUGUGGAUUUCAAAAAACAGAAACUGAAUCUUCUUGGGAGUAAAACAGAAAAACACAAGAAAGCAGAGAAAAUUAUAGAAAGAAGAACCAGUAAAGGAUAACAACUAUUUACAUAGGAUUGAUGUUGUGGGAGGGUACUUUCAAGGCGUUGUAGAAAAUGGGAUUAAAUGUUUAAAAUAAGAACGGUAGAUUAUACUUCUCAACCUCUGCUCCAUCAAGGUCCAGAUGCUUCUGGAAGCAAUAUUUUUUUCCUGCCCUCUAGUCCAUCGUUAAAGCCCUGAGGGUCCUGCAAAUGUAUCUAUUUCCAUGAAAUGUCUUUUUUAAUAUUAAGUGAAGUGAACUUUGUUCCAUUUACACAUUUUUUAAGAUUGGGAAAGAAAAUGAAGUCACCAGGUGCCACAUUGUGAGUUUACAGUGGAUGCCUUCGGAUUUUCUAUGGAAACUCUCGCCAGACUGCCCUUUUUUGAUGAAAUGCAUGAGGACGCACUUUGUCAUGUGCGAGAUGAGGACGGAAGCACGACGAAAAAAUCUUCUAAUUUUGAUUUCGCAUUAUUUAACACAAGAAGGAUAUAUUGAUACAGCAGAUGCUUUGGAGCAAGAAACUAAACUGGGGUUACGACGCUUUGAAGUUUGUGACAACGUUGAUCUUGAAACUAUUUUGAUGGAAUAUGAGAGUUAUUAUUUUGUAAAAUUUCAAAAAUACCCCAAAAUUGUCAAAAAGGCAUCAGACACAGCAGAAAAUAAUUUACCACAAAGAAGUGGAGGGAAGACCAGAAGGGCGAUGAACGACAGUUGUCAAAAUCUUCACAAGAUUAAUCAGCAGAGGCCCCGGUCUAAAACCACUGUGGGGAAAACAGGGGACACCAAGUCUCUCAAUAAGGAGCAUCCUAAUCAGGAGGCAGUUAGUAACACUCACCUGGAGAGUGCCGAUUUCGGCCUAACUAUAUCAAGAAUCAGUAAAGACAGUGGAGAGGAAAAUGCCCACCCACGAAGAGGCCAAAUCAUUGACUUCCAAGGGCUGCUCACAGAUGCCAUCAGGGGAGCGACCAGUGAACUUGCCUUGAACACCUUCGACCAUAACCCAGACCCCUCAGAACGACUACUGAAACCUCUGAGUGCAUUUAUUGGCAUGAACAGUGAGAUGCGAGAAUUGGCAGCAGUAGUGAGCCGGGACAUUUAUCUCCAUAAUCCAAACAUAAAGUGGAAUGACAUUAUUGGACUUGAUGCAGCCAAGCAGUUAGUCAAAGAAGCUGUUGUGUAUCCUAUACGGUAUCCCCAGUUGUUUACAGGAAUUCUUUCCCCCUGGAAAGGACUACUGCUGUAUGGCCCUCCAGGUACAGGAAAGACUUUACUGGCCAAAGCUGUGGCCACUGAAUGUAAAACAACCUUCUUUAACAUUUCUGCUUCCACCAUUGUCAGCAAAUGGAGAGGGGAUUCAGAAAAACUUGUUCGGGUGUUAUUUGAACUUGCCCGCUACCACGCCCCAUCCACGAUCUUCCUGGAUGAGCUGGAGUCAGUGAUGAGUCAGAGAGGCACGGCUCCUGGGGGAGAACAUGAAGGAAGCUUGCGGAUGAAGACAGAGUUACUGGUGCAAAUGGAUGGGCUGGCGCGCUCAGAAGAUCUCGUGUUUGUCUUAGCAGCUUCUAACCUGCCAUGGGAGCUGGACUGUGCCAUGUUACGCCGCCUGGAGAAGAGGAUUCUGGUCGAUCUCCCCAGCCAGGAAGCCAGGCAGGCCAUGAUCCACCACUGGCUGCCCCCUGUGAGCAAGAGCAGGGCCUUAGAACUGCGCACAGAGCUGGAGUACAGUUUGCUGAGCCAGGAGACUGAGGGCUACUCAGGUUCAGACAUUAAGCUCGUCUGCAGGGAAGCAGCCAUGCGGCCUGUGAGGAAGAUCUUCGAUGCACUUGAAAAUCACCAGUCAGAAAGCAGCAACUUACCAGGGAUUCAGUUGGAUACAGUAACCACCGCCGACUUUCUGGAUGUGCUAACACACACCAAGCCCUCCGCAAAGAAUCUGGCUCAGAGAUACUCAGCCUGGCAAAGAGAGUUCGAGUCUGUUUGAAAUCACAUUUACCCUAACCCGGCCACAAAGGCAACCACAAAGGCUUCCUAGUUUAUUAGUGUCCAUGGGAGAAGAACAAAAGGAUUGGAAUGAAAAAGAGAAAAUUAUUUUUAAAGACUGGAUUAAUUUGGGCCACCGUAUUCUUUUGAAUAGCUGAGAUAUAUUUAUUAAUUUACCAUUACUGAUGUCAGCAAAAUAUUGAGGGUUUCAAUUACACACACACACACACACACACACACACACACACACACACACAGUAUUAGGUUAUACAAUGGAGAUUUUUGACAACUAGACUCCAUUAAAGUUUAAUGAACAAUUUUCUGUAAUGUUACUCAUUUGUAAAUUUUUGAAGAAAAAGAUGUACUUAGAAAAGUUGUGUUGACCACACACAGGAUGAUCCUGAGUUGGGACAGCCAAGAAGCGACAGGCACUGCCCAGCUGACAGUCCCAGGGUAGAGGACAGGAGCAGAGAAGGCAAUGUGGUCUGUUUCUCAUUCUGGACAAUAUUCUGAAUCUCAUCAACUCUCCCUAAUUCUGACCCCAUUCAGCUUUGUCAGCAGCAAACCCCUCCCAAAGUAGGCCCCACUCAGAAAUGUCACUGAGCAUUUGGAUCCUAGAACUAAUAGCCGGGGUGACUACCACACCAUCACCACCAGCUGCCAGUUUGACUGUUUUGGGUUCCGGCCCCCAAAUAACUUCUUUUCACUCUUCCCAUCUCACAUUCGGUGUGCUCUGCCCUUCUUUUUCCAUUGCCACAGCUUCUCAUCAGAUCCAAAGCUUAGGAUGGAGCACCUGAGCUUCUAGAACACUUGUUCCAAGUCUUCCCUGCUCUUAGGCUCUUCCUCACUCCUUAAGGGGUUAUAAACAGCUAGAAGCAUCUCUCAGAAAUGCACAAUCUGAGGCAUCUACUUUCACUCCUUGAUAAAUUUUGACGGCUUCCAGUAAGUAAUGCCACUUCUUUCCCCCACUAGAACUUACCUAUGGGAAAUUACCUUUUUUCUUUCUUGCCUUGUUUUCAUCAUCCCUGCUGACAGACUCUUCAAGAGAGAAAAACCUUCCAGAAAAAGUGACACUUUGGAUAACUAAGUAUCCCAAAGGAUUUUAUGCUUUUAAACAAAACCACUGCAUUUUGGGGGGGUAUCGAUUAUUUUGAGAUUAUCCUCAAAUGCCUCAUUAAACAUAAUUUCAUGGAAAAUGUCAAAUUGAAAAUACAUCUUAUUUAACAAAUUGGAAAUAAAAGAUUUCAUCUCA
Callithrix jacchus (white-tufted-ear marmoset) is the source of this 5418-nucleotide messenger RNA. Lineage: Eukaryota; Metazoa; Chordata; Mammalia; Primates; Cebidae. The record is from RefSeq and is a predicted model, not a curated record.